CUUGGAUGAAUAUCUGAGUUUCCUAGAGAGAGGAGCAAGCCAACUAAGUCCUCGCUCCUCAUUCUUUUCUUUUUGUUCUCAGCGUCAGGGCAGAGCCAAGAGGAGAAGAAGAGGUGGAACAUCAAGUGGUUGGAGAAAUUACCAGAGGGAAACAGAGGAGAAAAGGAGGCUAAUUUCUAUUCUGAAAAGGCCCCUAGGCCGGCCUCUCGAUACCACCCGCUUUCGUCAACUAUUAUGCCCAGACCCCUCCUGUGAGGUGUGUAAUAGCACAACUGCUGAGAUCAAUCGGCUCCUGGAGGACCUGGAAGAUGAUACCGCCUCUGUGUCCUCUAUGGCUUCCACAGCUUCUGGGACUGAGUCAUCAUUCACUCUGUCCUCUGCCUUCUCAGAAGUCCCUCCAGGAGACCUAACACCAUCCCCUCCACCUGACCCUUCCCCACCACCCCCCUCCGUCCUCUCACCUAACCCAACGACACCCUUAGCUGACUUUCUUUCACCCUCACCACCGGGUCACUCUAUGCCACCAGAGCCUUUUCCUCCCUUGGAGUCCAAAUUCCCAGCAGACCAUUCCCCACCCCAACCCCUUGCCCUUCCCCCUCUCCCACCACAUGACACCCAGGCAACGGGUCCUAUUCUCCAACCAGAGGCCACUCUGUCUCUGAAUACGAUCUUCUCUCUUGACCGCACCCUUUCCCAAGAUAUUAACCCCUUACCAAAUUUGUCCCAGAUAAUCAAUCCCACUGAUUCACUGGCUUGUCAUCACACACCACCAAGCCUGUCUGUCUCACCACCGACAGACCACCCUUUAACUGUGACUCAAUCUAAAUCGGUCUCCAUCUUAUUGAAGUCUGUUCCAGAGAACUCAUCUCCAGAUAGCCCUGGUGGGUUGUCCACUUAUGUCCCAACAGUCAGAGGCACUGACCAUUCAAGCCUGUCAAUUUCAGAAUUAUCCUGGUGGCAAGCUUGUGCCAAAGACUUGUUCUUAGCACCUUCCACCUUGGCACCAUGUGAUUUUAAUCGAGAGUUUCUUGCCCUCCAUUCUUCAGAGUCCUCUCUGGAGAGACACCCUACAGCUAACCUUAUAGAGCCUGGUAACCUCUCAUUUCUCAGCCCUCAUGUCCUGGCACUCCUGGAGAGACAAGUCCGAAAGAGGAGUGAUUUCCUGAUGUGGAAGGAAAAGGAGAAGGAGAAGGGUUCUUUUCCAAAAAAGCUUAGGCCAAACUACCAACUAAAUCCUUCGGGGAAAAUGCUAGAGUCAAAUGCUGAUGAGUGUGACUCAGCAUUCUCCCUUCCUUUUUGGAGCAGUGCAGGCAAACCAAAGGAGCUGCACAUGCAUGAGCAGCCCCCAUAUCCUAAAAUCUUGGAGGACCAUUUACAGGAAAAAUGUAUGCAGCUCUUCUGGGGUCUCCCAUCUCUGCACAGCGAGUCCUUGCCCUCUGCUAUCCGUGACUCAAGUGACUGCACCACAAUCUUCCUUUUCAAUACCAUCUCAAAUGCCUCCAUGGGCCAAGAAUCCCCAGUACGUCUCCAUCGCCCACCUCCAUCCUUGCCUGAGAUCCAGCCCCAACCCUUGCCUCAAACCCUGCCCCAAUCCCAGCCCCUACCUCUCACUCAGGUCAAGUCCCAGGCCCACCUUAAAUCCCCACUCCCAAUCCUACCAUCUGGUCCUCUACCCCAGAUAAGGAUCUGUGGAGUGUGUCACCAUAGACCCCAGGAUGAAUCAGAGUCUCUCACCUCAUCUGAAAUUCAACAACUGGAAUGGAAAGUGUUGCAGAAGCAACAGGAAAGUUUGUGGGGUUCCCCCUCUGUAGUCCAAAGAUCUCAGGAAGAAUUUUGUUCUUCAGCUCCCAACUUUCCUUACCAUCAGGCCUCCCAGGCCCAUGCCUCCAUCUCCAUCCUUCCUGUAGAGUUUCCUCUCAGUGAUGAGCUGAGGAAGAAACUAGAACAUCACCUUCGAAAGAGGCUCAUCCAACACCGGUGGGGCCUGCCCUGCAGGAUCUGUGAGUGUCUGUCACUGAUGAUGCCUCCAAGAGAUUUCUCAGAGAUAGCUAAGUCAGAGAGCAAUCGUGGACUCUCACAGAUCUCGGUGAACAAAGAUCUAAAUGUUGGAUUGAGCCAAUCCAAAAGCUUCCAUGAGAGGGGUUCAGAACUGCUUCAGGUAGAGAAGGAGAUGGGGAAGGAUCGGGGGCACAGCCCAGAGAACGGCCCCAAAGCUCAUCUGUUGAGUGACCCAGAGAGCUCUUCAGAUAAGGAUCCGGCAUAUGACUCUGAGAAAGACCUAAAUAGUCACGUGGCAAGUCUGUCAGGGAAAAAUUCAAGGGCCUUGGAGGAAAGUCUAGAUCAGAAACAACUUGAAAAUGUCCUGAAAGCACAUUUGAGCAAGAAGUUUGAGGAAAUCAGUGAGGCUCGGCUCCCUGGGAUGGUGCGCAGUUCAUGGCAUGCCAGCAAGCAGACAUUGCUGCUUUCUGACAAAUCCCGCACCCAAAUAACACAGAGGAGUUUGCCACCUUCAGUGGGUGGGGACUCCUCCCUGAAUACCUUCCAGGAGCUUUGCUUCAUUGAUUCCAGUGCACAACAGAUGAUGGAAACCAUCUUUAAAAGCUUUCGUAUGAGAAUGGAGUGGGGCCUUCCCUGCAGGGUCCUUGAAUCCAUACAGGCGUUUAAAUUGGAAGAUGCUGCAUCCCAGUCCUUGACCUAUUUCUACUGUCCCCCCUCAAAUAACCCAACUUUGGAAGUGGACUCCAAAUCCGAGGGCUUCGAGCCCCAUAGAGGAAGCUCUAAAUCUGUUCUUCAAGAAAAAGCGGAGACAACAAAUUCAGCCCUGGUCCUGGAUCGUCUUUGCCCUGCUACUUCACCUAUGGGCAGGCAAGGACAAGGGGUGCCGAGACAAUCACCCUCUGGUAUCAACCAAGAGAUUGCAGAGGUUGUUCAGAGGAGGAAGGGUGCCAGGCAGACUCAUCUGCCUGUCACAUGUGGCAUCACAGGCAAAGCGAGUCAGAAAUUUACUCAGCUAGGCAACAGAUGCCCCCCAGAGCUGCCUGCAAGGCAAGCUGGUGCCAAACAUGAGACAAAGGAUGAGAGAGUGAGUCCCAGUGAUAGAAGAGAAGGGCGACAGGACAAAAAGAUGAAGUCGGAACCCUUUUCCGUGCACAGCACGGCCAGGGACAUAUUCAGGGCCAAGGAGCUCAACGCUCUGCAGUCAAAAACUGGUAAUGUGUUGACAACCAGCAAGCCAGGAAGCUCCCAAAGGAUACGUGAGAAUCACAGUAAAAUAGAAAUUACUGGGACCAUUGAAAGCCCUGCACCAAAAAGACAAGUUCCCCAAGACCCGAAGUCACCGGAUCUUAAGGAACAUCUGUUUAGGGAAUUAAAGUCGAAACUAGAGAAGAGGAAUCAGAGCCAGGUCCAAGGCCAACACACUGACAGGUCCCCUGCCUCAGAGAGCUUGACUUACAAGGCCUCACUGACUCAUGCCCACGGUGUCUCCAGUGGGGACAUGGGAGCUUCCCAGGUGCUGCAUGUCCAUCUGGAGGACACUGGGAUCAGCAGGAAGCAGCGGCAGGAGCCUUGGGUCCCUAAGAAAGACCGAAAGAGGUACGAGGAUAAGAAAUUCCCACCAGCUACAAUGAGAGUGAGCCCUCCGGGCACCAACAAAGAAGAGCUUGGUGGAGGGGAUGCAGGGUUGGGGACAUCCCAACCUACAAGAAAGAGUUUCCCUACUCAGAUCACAGCAUCAGAGGAGACGCUUGGGAGCAAGUCUUCCCAGACC
Molecule: messenger RNA, 3769 nt
Organism: Equus quagga
Lineage: Eukaryota; Metazoa; Chordata; Mammalia; Perissodactyla; Equidae
Product: spermatogenesis-associated protein 31D4-like
Exons: 3
Source: RefSeq, a predicted model, not a curated record